AUGGGACCGCGAAAGCGCAACCACUCCGAGGUGAUCGAUGCCCCCGAGGCUCCGAUCACCGAGGAACCUGGACUGCUCCAGCGCAUUCGAAGCACCUGGGAAUUUGCAAAUAUCAUGCAGUACAUUCACAUCUUUGGAAAGAUUAUGAAGAUCGACGAGGACUUUGGAAUCGAGGACCUGGAAGACGAAUGCCUCAAGCCUGAACCCUCAUACAAGUUGCUUGAGAUUGGACUGUGCCUCCUGAAGUGGAUCUCUUCGCAUCGAGGAUUGACGUCCGAGAACUUUGACGAAUACACCCGACGCCAGUACAAUGCGAAAGCACCUCAUAUCACCAACCCGUUCGGCUACGAGGAGACUCCUCUCCGGUUCCUCGAUUUCGAUGUCUUCACGAAACUCACCGUCCUCCACCAGCUGUCUGUGUGGACGUUCUGGAACCCGGAUCGACUCCGCGAGAAGAUGCCUGAGAAGAAGGACUCGGAGCAGCUGGAGUGGCGUAUCGAAGAGUUCGGAUACGACCACGAUGGUCGAUCGUACUACGUCCUUGACGACAACCGUCUCUACCGCCGUACCGACCCUCCCAUCCCCGCACCUCCACGACCCAAGAAGAAAGCAAAGAGCAGGACCUCUCGAGGUUCUCGGGCGUCGAGACGAGUCUCCGCUAUUGUCGCGGAAGAAGUGUCUGAUGAAGAGAACAAGGCCGAGGAUGAAACCAAUGCCUUUCCCAACUUCAAGUGGGAGUGUGUCGCUGUGACCCUCCCAGAGUACAACGAGUUCCUGGACACCAUUCGCAAGAGCAAGGAUGCGGAUGACAAAUACCUACGCAGUCAGAUUGAAGAGCAUAUCCUGCCUCUGCUGGAGAAGGCCGAAGAAGCGCAGCAGCGCAAGCGGAUCAAGCGGGAGAAGGAGCUUGUCCAGAUGCAGAUGCUUGCUGGUGCUAAGCGAUCUAGUCGACUGGCUGCCAAGGAAGAAAAGGAGCGGGCUGAUCGCGAAGCCGCCGAGGCCGCUCGCAAACGGGAGGCUGAUCUGGCUGAAGCUCGCAAGGAGCAGGCUCGCCAAAAGCAGAUGGAGAAUGAGCGCAUUUCCCGUAUGAUGACCCGCGAGCAGCGCAUCAAGGAUCGUGAGCACAAGCGCAUUCUGCACGAAGCCGAGGUUGAGCGCCUUGCGGCUGAUCAGGAGAAGUUGGAGCGAGGCGAGGGCAGGGUCUCUGCGCGCCACCUGAAGGCCGAGAUGGAGAAAUCGCAGAAGAACUUGGCAGAGCUUGCCGAAGAGGACCAAUGGAUCUUCGACUGCUCUGGUUGUGGCGUACAUGGCGAGAACCUGGAUGAUGGAAGUCACAGCGUUGCAUGUGAGAAGUGCAAUGUGUGGCAGCAUAGCAGCUGCCUGGGCAUCAAGAAAGAAGAUGCCGAGAAGGACGACUUCCACUUCGUUUGCACAGACUGCAAGCGAAAGGAGGAAGAAGCAAAUCGUCCUAAACUCCCGCCGCUGAAGUUCCGAGUCAGCGCGACACCAUCACCCUCUGCGGCCAGGGUAAAGCCCAAGGUUGAAGAGCAUGGGCGUGUUCCACCCUCUCCUGUGAAGCACACACACGACGCUCUGUCCAACGUGCAGAAUGGGCCUUCCCGGCAGCAAGGUUCUCAGCCUACGCUUCCUUCACUUACUGCUCAAACUCGGCAGAUCGCUCAAGGACAGCACCAAUUCUACGUCCCGCUUUCGCCUCAGCGUCUUCCCCGCCCGGCCAAUAAUCCUUCUCUUCCUUCCUCAAGUCCUCCUCGCCCGCCAUUCUCGCCUUCAAAGGGUUCAAAUGGCCCUUUGCACCCCCUCGCCAAUCAACAACCCCGAUUUGGACCCGGGCCUGGCCAGCAUAUCCUGCCUCCAAUGCAGCCAGGACCCCACCUCCCUCCUAUCGGAUCCUUCUCGUCCGCACGACCUUCCUCCUCUCAUUCUGGGUAUGGUCCAACCCAGAAUCAUCCAUCUAUGUCACCUACUCAGGGCAACCACGACGUAGGACCUCUGGCAGGAGUUCCGUCCGGGGUUCCAACGAAUGGAUCCAGUGCGUGGUCUUCAUUCGAUAGCUACGCUACGCCGCGACCACAAUCUGGCCACGGAGGUACUCCUGCUAUAUCCAGCACCUACCCAUCCUUCUCUUCUGCUGCGACCCCCAAUGGCAACCAUUCCUCGCCUCCACAUAGCUCUCACGGAAUCGGCAUGUCUGGAAUUAGCCCUACGAAGCAGUCUCCGCGACCCUUCACCGCAGGCGGCAUGGCAGGGGCCCCGGUCCUUCCUCCCAUUCGCAGACUGGAGCCCAGCCCUAAGCUCAUGGGCCGAAGCUCCCCCGACGCCCCGAUUCCUGCACCUAUGAAGUGCAUGACUCCGGAGCAAGAAGAGCGUCGGCAGCGGGAAAAUGCGUCUCUGCUACACAAUGGUCAGUCCUUUUCCGCCAAUGGUCAGGCUCAUAUCAUGUCAUCUCCAUCGAUGAGCCGCAUUCCUCCACUAGGCCCAGCUGCUCAUGCCCAGCACCCUGAGCCAAUCCCAUCACCUCAGAAUGGUGGACACGCGCCCCGACAAUAG
Molecule: messenger RNA, 2568 nt
Organism: Penicillium subrubescens
Lineage: Eukaryota; Fungi; Ascomycota; Eurotiomycetes; Eurotiales; Aspergillaceae
Product: putative PHD finger domain protein
Exons: 5
Coding region: 1-2568 (855 amino acids)
Biological process (GO): regulation of DNA-templated transcription
Cellular component (GO): RSF complex
Source: RefSeq, a predicted model, not a curated record